AUGCUGCAGGCCUUUGAUCAUCAUCAUCUGAGCUUGGGACAGUCGUGGAAGAAGAUCAAGGCCAACUUUAACAGAGCUACCCAAGGGCAGAAACUAAGGCAGAGGGCCCACAUGAACACAGCCAUAACCUUCACCCAGUGUGCACUGGGUCGCAUGUCCUGGAAGAAGUUCCCUGUCUACUUUCUGGGUCAGUUCCUGGGCUCCUUCCUGGCUGCUGCCACCAUCUAUGGCCUCUUCUACACGGCCAUCAAGCACUUCGCAAAAGGAAAUUUGGCAGUGACCGGCCCCACAGCCACUGCCGGCAUCUUUGCCACCUACCUUCCCAGUCACAUGACAUUGUGGCAGGGCUUCCUGGAUGAGAUGUUUUUGACGGGAUUGCUCCAGCUGUGUCUCUUCGCCAUCACGGACCCGCACAACAGCCCGGCCCUGGAAGGGACCCAGGGCGUGGUGAUUGGCAUCCUGAUUGCCAUCAUUGGGAUGUCCCUAGGCAUGAACACAGGCUAUGCCAUCAACCCGGCCCGCGACUUGGCUCCCCGUCUUUUCACCUUCUUGCUGGGCCUUAGCCAGAGGUGGAUAUGAGUGCUGUCUCUGGUCUGCAGAGACGGGGGACACUGGUGGUGGGUGCCAGUGGUGGCGCCCAUCCUGGGCGCCUACUUGGGCGGAGUGGUCUACCUGCUCCUCAUCGGCUCCGCUCCUCCGAAAUCUGAGGAUGGCACCAAGACAUGUGAAGAGCACAAGAUCUCUGUGUUGCCCAAGUCAAAGUUCCACUCAUCCAAGACCUCCCCCUACCCCAACCCCCCUGAGUCCUCCAAGACCCCUGAGGACCGCAGAUAUACCCAGAAUACCCCACCCAAAAGUCACCCGGCCAUUGAGUACUUUUAAAUAGACGCGGAUUUGUGCUGCUUCCCCAAUAAAGAAAGCCUUGCACAGAG
Messenger RNA from Echinops telfairi (small Madagascar hedgehog), 932 nucleotides. RefSeq names its product aquaporin 7 (gene AQP7). Lineage: Eukaryota; Metazoa; Chordata; Mammalia; Afrosoricida; Tenrecidae. Gene Ontology annotation, biological process: water transport; glycerol transmembrane transport. Gene Ontology annotation, cellular component: basolateral plasma membrane; plasma membrane. The record is from RefSeq and is a predicted model, not a curated record. Gene Ontology annotation, molecular function: water channel activity; urea transmembrane transporter activity; glycerol channel activity. The transcript has 6 exons.